AUGGCUUCUGGAGGCGAGCACACACAUGACCAUGACCACAAGCACGACGGUUCAUUUGUAGGCGCCGACGGUAAAGUCUACCACAGCCACGACGGUCUUGCACCGCAUUCUCACGAACCAAUCUACUCACCCGGAUUCUUCAGCAGAAGAGCUCAACCUCUUAUCAACAGAGACUUCAAUGAAAGAGCUUUCACCGUCGGCAUUGGUGGACCCGUCGGUACUGGCAAAACCGCUUUGAUGUUAGCCCUAUGUCAAAACCUAAGGGAUCGUUACAGUCUCGCUGCAGUCACGAAUGAUAUUUUUACGAAAGAAGAUGGCGAGUUUUUGGUCAAACACAAAGCACUUCCGGAAGAAAGGAUUCGUGCUGUUGAAACUGGUGGGUGUCCUCAUGCUGCGAUUCGUGAGGAUAUUAGUAUCAAUCUUGGUCCGCUUGAAGAACUUUCGAAUCUUUAUAAAGCUGAUCUACUUCUAUGUGAAUCUGGAGGAGAUAACUUGGCUGCUAAUUUCAGCAGGGAACUGGCUGACUAUAUUAUUUACAUCAUAGAUGUAUCUGGUGGUGAUAAAAUUCCCCGGAAAGGUGGUCCGGGAAUCACACAGGCUGAUCUCCUUGUGAUUAACAAGACUGAUCUUGCACAAGCAAUUGGGGCUGACUUGGGUGUCAUGCAGCGCGAUGCUCUUAGGAUGAGAGACGGCGGGCCAUUUGUAUUUGCUCAGGUGAAGCACAAUGUUGGGGUGGAAGAAAUUGUGAAUCAUGUCUUACAGGCAUGGGAGGCAACUACUGGGAAGAAACGUCGUUGA
This is a messenger RNA of Lathyrus sativus (Indian pea), 798 nucleotides long. Lineage: Eukaryota; Viridiplantae; Streptophyta; Magnoliopsida; Fabales; Fabaceae. The record is from the annotation of a GenBank genome assembly.